UAUGUAAAUAUUGUCACUCAUUAAUUUUCCUUAUAUGUAACUAUUUGACAUAUUGACUUGGUGUAUAACUUGUAUAAUUAUAUAUUAUUAAAGGAUUCUAACGAUAUUAUACUUAAUUAUGAAGUAUUUGCUCCUAUUUAUUGUCGCAAUUGCUAUUGCAUCUGCUUUUGGUAGACCUCAAUAUGAUGGAUAUCCAGUUAACGGCGCUGCUUCGGAUAACAAUUAUCUCUACAAAUAUAUGGUCAAGCAAGAGCCGUAUGGGCCUAAUUUUGGACAACGGGAGUCGCGGAUCGGUAACCGUGUUAUCGGCAUGUACUAUGUGUUGUUACCUGAUGGACGUAUACAGAAGGUGGAUUAUGUAGCAGAUGAAAAUGGAUACAGACCUACAGUCACCUAUCUACUCCCCAACUAGAUUUCAUCGUAAUAAAUCUAGCACAUUCAAGAAAUUAUUAUAUAACUCAUAACUUAUGAUAAUCUAAUAAAUGUAGAAAAUUUGUUUAUUUG
Molecule: messenger RNA, 504 nt
Organism: Zerene cesonia (dogface butterfly)
Lineage: Eukaryota; Metazoa; Arthropoda; Insecta; Lepidoptera; Pieridae
Product: pro-resilin-like
Exons: 5
Coding region: 119-412 (97 amino acids)
Cellular component (GO): extracellular matrix
Source: RefSeq, a predicted model, not a curated record